Molecule: messenger RNA, 465 nt
Organism: Funneliformis caledonium
Lineage: Eukaryota; Fungi; Glomeromycota; Glomeromycetes; Glomerales; Glomeraceae
Source: the annotation of a GenBank genome assembly
AUGAAAAUCUCGACGGAUCUUUCUUACCAAAAUCUCAAUAAACCAGGGUUGACAUCACUUCCAAUCGAAUUAUUUGAAGAAAUUUGUAAAUGCAUCCCCCCAUCAUCACUUUACUCUCUAACUCUUGUUUGCCAUCGUAUUAGAAAUUUGUUAUGGUCAUCAUCAUCUUCAUUAACGCAACGAAUUUGGAGAAUAUCUCGUCAAAAAUUUCACCCAACGAUUCAUAAAUCCAUAACGUAUCAUUGUACAGAACAAGAAUUUAUUUGGAAAGUUUUGUUACAUAAAAAAUGUCAAUUUUGUGGUAAAAGUUAUUUAUUCAAUAACUUUAAAGAGAUUAUAACUAUCGGAAAGUACUGGCCUUUCCAAGUAAAUAUUUGUGUAUUAUGUGUUAAAGAUAAAACUAAUAUAGAUGAUACUACAGAGUUAUUUCAAAAAGAUUAUCAAAUAUUGUUUUCAAUCGGUUAA